AUGGGUCUGGUGAGGGGUCUGGCAGGUGAUGUUGCGAAACCGGCGAAACCUUUCUUGAUCUCCGCCGACAUGUUUGAUAGCACAGUCAAACGGAAAGCUGUGAUGCAGUUUGAUGCAAGCGCGGCGCAGACAGUACCAGCGCAGACAAUACCUGCAAUGUUACCGAAUGUGGUGCUCCAAACGGCCAGAGCUACAGUUUCUCAGCCGACCGCUGCAUCGCCUAUGCCGUUCCCUGGACUUCCUGUGCCUGUGACGACAGCAAUGACAUCUGUUUUCCCUGCGCUGCCUGGGACAGUCGGGGCUGUUGGGUCUCCUACGGCCCAGGCGUUCCCAGGCGCGGUGACUCAAAGCUGUUCCCCGAAAACCUCGCAGACAGUGGGUGCGUACCCGCUUUCCUCCAGCUCCUUGACCUCGCCGAUUGCCACAAGUUUGCCUUCUGGUGGGAAGGCGCAGGCAAUCAGCUGGAUGCCUGGCACUCCAAUCACUACAAGUGUGCAGCGACUUCAACCUGUCCGACUUCUUGCUCCGACAGUGAUCUGGCAGACACGUCCGACGUCAAUCUCUGAUAUGUCAGCUACUGCCCGUGCCGGCCAUGAUAUCUCCCCAAAAGCCUGGCAAGCAGCGUCAGACCCGCAAAGUCUUGAUGGCCUCGAAGGAGUCGAACAACGACUCCCCGAAUCGGAGGGACGCAUCGAUCGCAUCAUGCGCACCUCCAGUGCGUGCUUGCCGUCGCGGGUGAGGCUGGCAGCUCGUUCCCGCACAGUACACCCAAGACGACUCCUCCGGCGUCCACGUCGCUCGCGCUCUGCGGCUGUCAGUUGGCAUGACCAUGCCACCCCAAGUGUCGCACAUCCUUGGGACGUGUAUAUACAAAACUGCCUAGCCGGCCAGUUUGCAGAAAAGUCCAGCUCUCCGCUGCGUGCGCAGCAUGGCACUUCCGAGGUGCUGGUCUGGCACUGCAAACAUCCACAUGGCCUCUUCUCGAUGUUCUCCCUGGCGCUUGGUCACAUGGAGACCUGUGAGAAGACGGGCACAGCUUUGAUUGUGGACUGGUCUUCUGAAGAGUUGCUGUACAGAGGUCCUCCUGAGGAGCCCAAUGUUUGGAACGCAUUCUUCUGCCAGCCUGCUGAGCUGAAGAUGUCUCCGCAGGCCCUGCGCAGUGCGCUGUGUGCUGGACGGUAUAAGGAAACCAGCAGCCAACGAGUAGUCUAUGGAAAGUACAAGGGUGUCAUCCAGGACUACGGGGGCAUCCCGCAGCAGCAGGCGGCCCAAGGCCGUGCCUUGUGCAAGCGGAACCUCCUCUUGCGCCCAAGGUUUCAGCGGAAGCUUCAAGAUGCCAUAGACUCGCUGCCAUCUGGGCGCCGAUUGGCAGUCCACAUACGACGCAGCGACAAGGCCUGUGAGGCCGCCGCCAACUUCGAACUUUCAGACGAGGGUCUCAAACAGCGCAUCAUCCAGCAGUGCGCAGCUUGGUGCAUGGACGGCGUGCUCCUCUGCACCGACGAUGCAUCCCUGAAGCAGCGCCUCACUGAUGCCUUGGAGCCCGCAGGCUUGUCCGUCUCCACGUACAACUCUACGUUGCCCUCAGACAAUAGCAAGGCAGUUCACUUCGACAAGACUGUGGAUGCGUACAAAAAAGCAGAGGAUGUGGUGAUGGAGGCUUUUUUGAUGGCAAGAGGCUGUCACGGCUUACUCUCGACGUACUCAAAUGUGUCAGCUGCUGUCGUUUACCUCAGCCACGACAAAUACCCGUACACAACAUUCUGGGAUCCACUGGAGCCUCUGGCCAAUCAGCCUGCAGGACAAGACUGA
Messenger RNA from Symbiodinium natans, 1812 nucleotides. Lineage: Eukaryota; Dinophyceae; Suessiales; Symbiodiniaceae. The record is from the annotation of a GenBank genome assembly.